Metarhizium acridum CQMa 102 is the source of this 1200-nucleotide messenger RNA. The record is from RefSeq and is a predicted model, not a curated record. NCBI's taxonomy places the organism in Eukaryota, Fungi, Ascomycota, Sordariomycetes, Hypocreales, Clavicipitaceae.
AUGUGGUACACAGAACUGAUAAACACCUGUUACGCUCCCCGUGAAAUCUCCAGCCCCAGCACACUUCUAAUCCCGUAUUACGUUUAUGAUUCACAGUCAGGCAUGCUAUCUGUUUCGGGUCAGAUAAUCUUUUCAGCUGACGUCAGGCCAGAUGGCAACUUUAGGGCUAGGAUCGAUUUUCUCAACUGGAAUAUUACGGAACACGAUGGGGGCAAUCGUGUGGCCGAAGCUAUCCGAAGAACAAAUUGGGACAAGCUCUGCCAGCGAGCCUCAAGUCUUAACGGCGGUCUAAGUUGCAAUCUGCUUGAUCAAAGUACUAAUGGGCUAUACAAUCUUGUGCGCUUGCUUCAAUUUUCAGAUCAGAGUCUAUGGAUCGCCCGGAUUAGUUUGCGCAAAUCCACUGCAGGUUCAGCCAUAUUGCGCAGCGAGGCAGAUGUGAUGCAGUUCAUCAAAGACAAAUCCAGUCUUCCAGUGCCUCGGGUCUUUGCAUACGAGGUUGACGAGAAUAACGAUAUUGGCGUCCCUUAUAUCCUUAUGGAGUUUAUCCCGGGUAAUACUGCAAUGGAUGCCGCAGGUGGGUAUGAGAAACAUAGGGGUCAGAUUCCUCUAGCCUACCGCCUAAACUUCUACCGCUCGGUAGCCAAAUGUCAUCUACAAAUGACCGCUUUGCGCUUCUCUAAGAUUGGAACUAUUUUUAGGACCCAGAAUGGCGAAUAUGAUAUUGGCCCUUUCCCCGACAUUGGGGGACCCUUUAACACAGCAACACAAUUUUUUAAGGCUUGGGCGGAAAACGCUAAAUUUCCUCGUGAACAAGAUGAAAUUUUGCGUCUAAUGGGACGUGGGCCAGCUCAACAAGUUCUUCAAGCCAUUAACGAGUUCCCAUCUCAGAUAAAAGAAAUGGCUAGUCAGUUAUCGCAACAUAAUAAUGGGCCAUUUCCACUCUAUCAUGGAGAUUUUCUCCAUAGUAAUAUGAUCGUUAAUGAGUCUUUUGAGGUUAUGGCCCUUAUUGACUGGGAAGGUGCAUGUACUCUUCCCCAGGAGCUUAUAGCGUUUCCAGGAUUUCUUGACACUAUGCCCGUCCAGUUUGGCUCAAGCGAGAGUUACGAUGCAGACGGAAUGCCGAUAGAUAAGGAAGAAAGACAACGACGGACAUACCAACAAGCCUAUGUGCAGAUGAAAUGGGAAGUUGGGGUUCUAUAA